AUGCCAUGCGCAUCGAAUUUGUUUAUUUUCGCACUUUUUGCUCUAUUUGAUUCUCUCGUUGAUGCGCUGUCUUCUCUAGAACUCAAGUCCUUCACCUCCACCAAGGAGGAUGCCGACAAGAAAGAAUUGGACACCGCUUUGCAUGCGACAAAAAAGGCCAUGAUACCCAAGCGAGCUGUCACGACACCAGAGAGGCGACCGCGUGCUGUACCGUGGGGAGCGGCGCCGUGCAACAGCAGGAGCAGCAGCAGGAACAGCAGCAGGGGCAGCAGCAGGAGGGGAAGCUGCGGCAGCUACUGCAGCUGCAGCGCGAGCUGCUCAUCUGAGCACUCAGGAGCGAGGAGGCUCGAUAGAAAAGCCACAACUCCACAUGACCGAUUGUUUAUUGCUGCUGCUGCGCAGCACGCUGCGGCUACAGCCUCAUCUAUUCCGUGCUCUCCAGCAGCAAACGAAGACGAAUUCAGCAGCUGCAGCAGCGGCUUGAGCGAGAGCAGCGAGGACGAUAGCAACAGCAAAAGCGUCCCCAGCAUACAUAGCAGGAGCAGAGGCAGCAGAAGCAGCAGCAGCAGCAACAGCUCCAACAGCAAGCGCGCAGAAAGCCCAGAAGAGAGGCAGUUCUCCGCCCCUGCGAGUGUUGCAGCAAGCACAGCACCUUCUGCAGCUCUUUGUGUUGAGAGUGCACAAGGGCCACCAGCUGCUGCUUCUUCUGCUGCUGGCUCCCCCAUCUGGCUGCAAGGAAAGCUGAAGGCGACCAGCAGCAGCAGCAGCAGCAGCAGCAGCAGCAGCAGCAGCAGCAGCAGCAGCAGCAACACCCACGUAGCGGAGCCCCUUGCUGCGGGCAAGCUGCUUGGUGGGCUUGAGUGUGAAGCAGCAACACCACCACCAACACCACCAACACCAGCAACAGCAACACUGGUUGCAGCAGCAGAAGACUCAGCGGCAGCAGGAGAAGCUGCUGAGGGUCCUGCUGCAGUGGGUGCUGCCGCAGAAACACCUGAAACAACUGCUGCAGCAACAUCCGCUGCAGCAGCAACAGCAGCUGCAGAGACAGCAGCUGCAGCAACAGCAGCUGCAGCAACAGCAGCUGCAGCAACAGCAACUGCAGCAGCAGCAGAUACUUGUGCUGCAGGGAGUGCUGGGGGCAGCGCCGCGCCUUCAGCCCCCUGCAGUUUGCUGCUGGGCUCAACUUGUUUGGAUUCGUCAGAGGCGGAGAAGAACGCAAUGCCCCUUCUCAGCAGCAGCAGCGACAGCCCAAGCAACACAACCCAGCAGCAGCAGCAGCAGCAGCAGCAGCAGCAGCAGCAGCAGCUACACCUCCCGGCGACGGAAUCCUCUGCUGCAGCAGUGGCUGCGAAUCCAGAGGGCGCUGGAGCUGAAGAAGAAGAAGCAGGCGAGCCAAGUGAAGCCGCAGCAGCAGCAGCACCAGCAGCAGCAGCAGCAGAAGCAGAACUCGCAACAGCCGCAUCAGCAUCAGUAGCAGCAGCAACGGCAGCAGCAGCAGCAGCACCGAUGGAUCGGCCUGCAGCUGCUGCUGCUGCUGGUGCUGCUGCUCCUGCUGCAAUGGGUGCAGAGGCCCCGCCCAGCGCCUCACGUUUGUUGAGUAUGUCUAGCGACGCGUUGCAGCUGCGCAGCAGCGUUCCCCAUCAGCCGGAUGCACAUCCCCUCACAACUACCAGCAGCAGCAGCAGCAGCAGCAGCAGCAAUGCUUGUUCUUCUCGGCUGUAUCGAUGGCAUGUAGGGGGCUACGCUGUAUGGACAGUGGGGGGCGCGCGUAUGGGGGCCCCCGGCGGCGUCUCCCGCGGGGGCGGUACCCACUGCGAGAUGAUGCAGGAGCUGAGAAAGCAGGCGGAUCUGAAGGCUUCAGUAGACAAGGCUGUGCUGCUGUUUAAUAAAGAGGGGCUGCAUGCGGCGCUGCAGCUGCUGGGCGAACGAAAGCUUAUAGAAGCACAAGACCCAGCUGCUGUCGCUCGGUUCCUUUAUGAUACGCCAGGACUAGAUAAGAAAAAGGUCGGCGAGGUUCUGGGGGACUGCAGUUCUUUUUCGAUAUUAGUGCUUCAAUCAUUUGCAUCUUUAUGUGAUUACCGUGGUUUAUCUAUAGACGAAGCAUUGCGUCAGUUUCUUUCUCGUUUUCAGCCCCCAGGAGAGGCGCAGCAGGUGUACCGUCUGCUGUAUAGAUUCGCUGGGCUGCUCGAUAUCACAGACACAGAUCGAGUGUACAGCCGGCUGGUGAACGACCCGCGGGCUCUGCGGCAUUUACCUGCUUCUCUUUCGCGGCCUUCAGAAAGCACUCAGUCUCCAUCUCUUCAUCAUCAGCAGAUGCAUCAUCAUCGCGUAGGUAGCUGCAGAAGAGCUACUGCAACAGGUGCUACAUCUGCUGCAGCAGCAGCAGCAGCAGCAGCAGCAGGGGGCAUCGUAGACCCUCUUGGUGAUGAUGAUGAUGAUGAAGAUGGCAUAGGCAGCAGCAGCGGAGAAAUGCGCAGCACAAAAGCAGCAGCACAGCUGCAGAGAGACUGCUACAGCAGCAUGGGGGGAUUAGGGAGGCAACAGCAGCAGCAGCAGCAGCAUCAGCAGCAGCAAUAUGCGAACUACCAUAAUCAUCAGCAGCAGCAACAGCAGCAGCAGCAACAAGGCAGCAGUUUAUCUGCUUUGAUGCAGCAAACAAGUCUGGAUACCUGCCCAUACACCCCACGGCUCCUCCUCACCUACACCCACCAGCAGCAACCACUCAAACACCCAGCAACCAGCUGUACAUACACCCCAAUAUCAGCUACAAAGUAA
Messenger RNA from Eimeria mitis, 2778 nucleotides. RefSeq names its product TBC domain-containing protein, putative. The record is from RefSeq and is a predicted model, not a curated record. Gene Ontology annotation, molecular function: guanyl-nucleotide exchange factor activity. Gene Ontology annotation, biological process: regulation of ARF protein signal transduction. NCBI's taxonomy places the organism in Eukaryota, Apicomplexa, Conoidasida, Eucoccidiorida, Eimeriidae.